ACAUAAAAAUAAAUGAAAUCCAAUGCAUCGAAAAAGCCCGCGUCGAGCACCAAACUCACUUAAUUCCAUCCGACAUCCCCAUCGAGACACCCACACACCCCUCACAACUCUUACACCCCUCGGUUCGCACAGGCAUCAGACACACAACAUAUAAAAACAACCUACACAAACACAUCAAACCCGCGCCCCACGACAUAUACACAGACGGAAGCAAACAAGAGAACGGAGAAACUGGAGCAGCAUUCAUUGUCCACUCGCCUAACACACACUUAACCAUACACACAUCAAAAAUUAAACUCCACCCCACGAGUAGCAUUUUUCAAGCCGAACUCCUCGCUAUUAAAGAGGCAUGCAAAUGGGCAACUAAAAAUAAUACCAGCUGCAUCAUACAUUCGGACUCACGAUCGGCACUGACGGCAUUAGAACAAAUAUCCAAUACCCACCCAUUAGUUAGCAGCAUACACCGGAUAUUACACCAAAACAAGCACACACAGAUACAGUUCAAAUGGGUUCGAGCCCAUACCGGUAUUGUAGGUAACGAGAAAGCAGAUGCCGCUGCUAAAGCAGCUUCCAAAGCCCAUAAGGCCCCUAAUUUCAUUAGUUGCCCCUUAUCACAUAUAAAACACAUUGCACGAUUAAAAUCCUACACCACUUGGGAAAAGAGGUACUUGGAGGAGCCCACGGGGGCAAGAACCAG
This is a messenger RNA of Leptosia nina, 697 nucleotides long. NCBI's taxonomy places the organism in Eukaryota, Metazoa, Arthropoda, Insecta, Lepidoptera, Pieridae. The record is from the annotation of a GenBank genome assembly.